AUGGCUCAAGUCGAUAUCCUGGACGUUAUCGUCCUUGUGCUCCUCCUGCUGGGCAGUGUCGCCUAUUUCACCAAGGGAACAUACUGGGGUGUUGCCAAGGACCCCUAUGCCACCUCCGGCCUCAAUGGCAGCGCCUCCAAGAAGGGAUCACGUAAUAUUGUCGAGAAGAUGGAGGAACUGGGGAAGAAUUGUGUCAUUUUCUAUGGCUCCCAAACUGGUACAGCGGAGGAUUACGCUUCACGUCUGGCCAAGGAAGGUCAUGCUCGCUUCGGCCUGAGCACCAUGACUGCCGACCUCGAGGACUACGACUUUGACACACUUGAUACCUUUCCCGAAGACAAGGUAGCUUUCUUCGUCAUGGCCACCUAUGGCGAGGGAGAGCCCACAGACAAUGCCGUCGAAUUCUGGGAAUUCAUCAACGGCGAUCCUCCUUCCUUCUCCCAGGCUGAGGAGGAUCAGCCAUUGAAGAACCUGAAAUAUGUUGCAUUCGGCUUGGGUAACAACACCUACGAGCACUACAACCUCAUGGUCCGCAACUUGGACAAGCAGUUGACCAAGCUCGGUGCGCAGAGGAUCGGCGCCGCCGGUGAGGGAGACGAUGGAGCUGGUACCAUGGAAGAAGACUUUUUAUCCUGGAAGGAACCCAUGUGGGCUGCUCUCACCGAAGCCAUGGGUUUGGAAGAGCGGGAAGCUGUCUACGAACCCGUCUUCAGCGUGGAGGAGAGAGAAGACCUCUCUCCCGAGAGUGACACCGUCUACCUAGGCGAGCCCAACAAAAACCACCUGGAAAACAUGCAGAAAGGCCCGUACAACGCUCAUAACCCGUUCAUCGCCCCCAUCGCCGAGUCUCGGGAGUUGUUCACGGUCAAGGAUCGCAACUGUCUCCAUAUGGAAAUCGACAUUUCGGGUUCCGGCCUCUCUUACACCACCGGCGACCAUAUCGCUGUCUGGCCGACCAAUGCAGGCUUGGAAGUGGAUAGAUUCCUCAAAACUUUUGCUCUGUCGGAGAAGCGUGACCGUGUUAUCACCAUGAAAGGCCUCGAUCCUACUGCUAAAGUUCCUUUUCCCACUCCUACAACUUACGACGCUGCUGUCCGCUACCACAUGGAAAUCUGUGCCCCUGUGUCUCGUCAGUUCUUGGCGACAUUGGCUGCCUUCGCCCCCACCGAGGAGGCUAAGAAGGAAAUGGUUCGCCUGGGCUCUGAUGCGGAUUACUUCAAGGACAAGGUCUCCUCCCACAUGUUGAACAUUGCUCAGGCCGUCUCUGCCGUGCACCCUGGUCCAUGGUCUGCUGUUCCUUUCUCUUGUUUGGUGGAAGGUAUCAACAAGAUCCAACCGCGUUACUACUCGAUUUCAUCGUCAUCUCUCGUCCAGCCAAACAAGGUCUCCAUCACCGCCGUGGUUGAAUCCAUCCGCAUCCCUGGCGCCGGUCACGUCGUCAAAGGUGUCACCACUAACUAUUUGCUGGCAUUGAAGCAGAAACAAAAUGGCGAGCCCGACCCUUCGCCCCACGGUCUUACCUAUGCCAUUAACGGUCCCCGCAACAAGUACGACGGAAUCCACGUACCCGUCCAUGUCCGGCACUCCAACUUCAAGCUUCCUUCCAACCCUAGCAAACCGGUCAUCAUGGUUGGGCCUGGCACUGGAGUGGCUCCAUUCCGAGGUUUCGUUCAAGAACGCGCCGAACUUGCAAAACGGGGCGAAGAUGUGGGAACAACCGUUCUUUUCUAUGGGUGCAGACGUCCGACUGAAGAUUGGCUCUACAAGGAUGAGUGGGAGGAGUACAAGAAGGCUCUUGGAGACAAGCUGCACGUCUUUAACGCCUUUUCUCGGGAAACCUCGAGAAAGGUCUACGUGCAACACCUGAUCCAACAGAACGCCAAGCUGGUCAAUGAUCUUCUGCAACAGAAGGCCAACUUCUACGUGUGUGGUGAUGCUUCGCAUAUGGCUCGAGAGGUGAACGAUAUUCUCGCACAGAUCAUCGCUGCGGAACGCGGAAUCGACGAGAAGAAGGCCGAGCAGGUGGUCAAGAGCAUGCGUAGCAGUGGCGUGUACCAAGAAGAUGUCUGGUCGUAA
Capronia coronata CBS 617.96 is the source of this 2076-nucleotide messenger RNA. Its product is annotated as NADPH-cytochrome P450 reductase. Lineage: Eukaryota; Fungi; Ascomycota; Eurotiomycetes; Chaetothyriales; Herpotrichiellaceae. The record is from RefSeq and is a predicted model, not a curated record. Bases 1 to 2076 code for a protein of 691 amino acids. Gene Ontology annotation, molecular function: NADPH-hemoprotein reductase activity; flavin adenine dinucleotide binding; FMN binding. Gene Ontology annotation, cellular component: cytosol. The transcript is spliced from 2 exons.